CUGAACGAUAGUCUAUUCGAAAAUGGAUCUGCUAUAUUUCCCUCCCCCGAGUUUCUUUCUUCCUUCUUCCCUCUGUCGUUGGUUGAUAACCUCCGUCGAGUAUCCCAAAGAAGUCUGUGACUUUCAUUGCGCUCUUUCGACACACGCUCUUUUUGUCCCCGGAGGAUUCAUCACGCUCUUUUAUACCGAUAGCACCAUCCUACCCUCGACGCUCCUUUAUACCGGCCGUUCUCGACCGCCCGCGCUCUUUAUCUGUGCCCCCCGUUGACAAACACAAAAUCGAAAUCCUCGAACUUCACCCGCAAAGAAAAUAACACAAGAUGCAGCUCGUCAAGACCGUCUCCGUCCUGGCCCUGGCCACCGGCGCCGUCGUCGCUAUGCCCGCCAAUGUCGAAAAUGCUGGGCUUGCCAAACGUCAAUGGUGGGGUGGAAACCGAUUCUGGCAGCGUCCUAACCCGACCGCUGAGAUCACGGUGACCGGUUAUGCCCCCGAGCCAACUGGCGGAUGGUACAGCGAGGCGCCGACCUCGACCACGACCUCGACCACGACCGCGGCUCCGACUACGUCCACGACCAGCGAUGUCGUCGUCAGCGCGACCCCCGCCACCGACAGCAACUUCGGUGGCUUCUACAACAGGCCCUCCCAGGACUUCACCCCGACCGAGGCACCUUCGACCCCUACCUCUGCCCCCGAAACACCGGCGUCGUCCGCGUCGGCUCCGGCGGCUACUUCCGCGAGCUCUGAUUCUUCCCUGUACGACUACAUGUCGGUGGUGUCGAAAUGGCGCGCUGCGGGUGGCCUUCCUGCUCUCACCCAGGACAGCCAGCUCGAGGCCAAUGCCAUGAAGACCAGCACUGACAGCGUUGGUGGCCUGAUCCAUGAGUUGAACCCCGGCACCAUGGCCCAGGUUCUCGCUCCUGGUACCCCCGACAACUUCGAGAGCGUCUACGUCGGUGGAUGGCUUUGCGAGAUCCCCACCCUACCCGGUCUGAACGGCAUCUGCGCCACCGAAGCUCAAGGAUGGGAUCAUUCCAACGGAGAGACAGGUCAUGCCGAGAUCCUUACAUCGACAAGCUACUCGAAGAUCGGUUGCGCCCUAGCCCUGUCAACCGGUGUCUGGGCGUGCGACCUUGCAUAGAGCGCCGUCACGUGCUCCCCGCACCACUAAUCACCUACUUCACUGGAGAUCACGCCGAUUUGAUGGAUUCAAGAGAUGGGAGGAUAGUCUGGUGGGAAAGGAAAAGAUAUCUAUGCAAAGCUCGGGGGGAAACCAGGGCGAGGGAAUUCCAUGGAGACUUUGUAGCAGAGCCCGAGCUGGAAAUAUAUAUAUGAACUUUUCGUUGCUUUUAUUUCACUUUCUUGUCUCGCCUUCAACCACCUUUUUUGGGAAACGAAAACCAAUGAGCACGACGAAGGGUUUAGUUGUUUUUUCUGUAGAUAAAGCUUUAAAAAUCCGACGUGCUCUGUUUUUAAGA
Cladophialophora immunda is the source of this 1476-nucleotide messenger RNA. RefSeq lists its product as uncharacterized. NCBI's taxonomy places the organism in Eukaryota, Fungi, Ascomycota, Eurotiomycetes, Chaetothyriales, Herpotrichiellaceae. Bases 321 to 1139 code for a protein of 272 amino acids. The transcript is spliced from 2 exons. The record is from RefSeq and is a predicted model, not a curated record.